Molecule: messenger RNA, 876 nt
Organism: Colletotrichum godetiae
Lineage: Eukaryota; Fungi; Ascomycota; Sordariomycetes; Glomerellales; Glomerellaceae
Product: FDD123 protein
Exons: 1
Coding region: 1-876 (291 amino acids)
Biological process (GO): monoatomic ion transport
Cellular component (GO): plasma membrane; endoplasmic reticulum
Molecular function (GO): monoatomic ion channel activity
Source: RefSeq, a predicted model, not a curated record
AUGGCGAACGACGCUCUCAACACCAACUCCCGCGUUGGCCAGCGAGCCGACCUGGGCAUCUCUGCCCGGGCUUCGGACUGGUAUUUUGCCAUCUGUGCUAUCAUGGCGUUUUCCACUCUUGUUUUCCUGGGAAUGGGUUUCGCCAAGCGAGAGACGCACCGCAUCUUCCAUUACAUCACCGCCACCAUUACUUUCGUUGCUUGCAUAGCAUACUUCUCCAUGGGCGCCGGGCUGGGCCAGGUGCCCAUCCAGGUUGAGUUCCCCCGCGACAACAGCCAGGUUGGCGGCGCCGGCACACGCGAGAUUUACUAUGUGCGGUACAUCGAUUGGUUCAUCACCACGCCGCUGCUGCUUCUGGACUUGCUUCUCACCGCCGGCAUGCCCUGGCCUAGCAUCAUGAUUGCCCUCCUUGCGGAUGAGAUCAUGAUUGUUACGGGCCUAGUCGGUGCCCUCACAAGCACGAGCUACAAGUGGGGUUACUGGGUGUUUGGCAUGUUUGCCUUCUUCUAUGUCGUCUACGCCCUCGUGGUUGACGGACGAAAGCACGCUGGCGCACUCGGUGGACAGGUCAGCUCCACGUUUCGCAACUGCGGUGUUCUUACCAUCUUUUUGUGGUUCUUGUACCCCAUCGCGUGGGGCGUUGCCGAGGGAGGUAACCUGAUCCAUCCCGACUCUGAGGCUGUCUUCUAUGGUAUCCUGGACGUUCUUGCGAAGCCUGGUUUCGGUUUCCUCCUGCUUUGGGGACACAGGAACAUUGAUCCCACCGCUCUGGGACUUCACAUUCGCGAGCCUGGUGCGCCCAAGAACCGCCCUGUCGGCAGUCACGACGGAGACCACGGACAUAUCGGAGGUGCGGGACCUAGCAACGGCUUGUAA